This is a messenger RNA of Mesorhabditis spiculigera, 414 nucleotides long. NCBI's taxonomy places the organism in Eukaryota, Metazoa, Nematoda, Chromadorea, Rhabditida, Rhabditidae. The record is from the annotation of a GenBank genome assembly.
AUGGCAAUGCAGCACUUGAUUCAGACGGCUGCGCUCGAGACGGCCCCAAAAUAUUCAUGGGCACGGGCCCCCAUCGCAACAGCCAUUUCUGGCGAUGGCAAAGGAUGGCUGUGGAACGGCGGAUCAGUGGUCUGGAAACGCUGCGCAUUCUCAGUAUUCUUUGUGGCUGGGCUGAAUGUCGCCGGUUUUCUGGUCCGCUUCGCCUUCGAAGCUGGUCCGGCGACGAACGGUGCAUUCUGGAUGCACAUGCACGCCGGACUCGCUUCUUUCUCCCUCGUCUAUGCCGUUGUCGUUGCGGUGACACGGGGGCGAUUGUCCGUGGUGGUCGUGCUGAGCAUGUUGACCAUCUGGUUCUCGAUCACUUUUGGCAUCUUCUUGCUGAUGACGAUGGCUGUAUCACUUGCGGCUAUAGAU